Messenger RNA from Mauremys mutica (yellowpond turtle), 1745 nucleotides. It is a transcript of the gene DNASE2B, whose product is annotated as deoxyribonuclease 2 beta. The transcript has 8 exons. Lineage: Eukaryota; Metazoa; Chordata; Testudines; Geoemydidae. The record is from RefSeq and is a predicted model, not a curated record. Gene Ontology annotation, biological process: apoptotic DNA fragmentation. Bases 550 to 1602 code for a protein of 350 amino acids. Gene Ontology annotation, molecular function: deoxyribonuclease II activity.
CUUUCCAGCAUGACAGUCUGAUAAAGUUUCCAUCAGUUGUAAAGAAAAACAAUGGAAAGGUCACAAAAGGAAGGGGAGUGCAGCAGAGGAUAAAAUAGACCCGUUUUAGAAACACUUGAACAUUAUUCUGUGGCAUUCUUCCCUUUCGUUUCUGAGUCUACUCCUGUGAAGUGCUGAAUGCCCUUCACUCCCAUUAUCUUUGUAGGAAGUGUUUUGCAUUUUCUCUGCAUUCUCAUUUUUCCCAAACAGCUAGCUGCCUCUUCAGGCCGUUUCAUAUUUUACUUAGGUUAUCUAGACAAAUAGGCUCAGCCUGAACUUCUCAAUGGAUCCCACGACUGUACUUGCUUCAUGAGCUAAAUAUUAAAUGGUGAAAAAGAUACCUGUGGAACUCUCGCCAGAGUGAGCAUCUGAAUAUCAUUGACAGUUUUCUGGUGAGAGGGACUUCAGAGCAACUAAAGAAAAGACUGCCCUCGGAUAAUAUUUCCAAGGAGAGCCUUGUGAAUGCAUGGGCAGGACUGAAGGAGUUUAGUCAGUGCUAUGUAAAUAGUCAUGCAUUGCAGUUCCAUCAGGUCCCUGUGGGCAGCUGAAAUUUCCUGCAAAAGUGAAGAUGGUGACCCGGUUGAUUGGUUUCUUCUUUACAAGUUACCAAAGUAUAUAAGAAAAGCGAGUCCCGGGACUGGGCUGGAGUACAUGUACAUGGAUUCUUUGACGCAAGCUUGGCAAUUGAGUAAAUUCCUGAUCAAUAUGACACAAAGUGCCCUGGGGCAAACAUUAAACCAACUUUAUGAAGCUUAUAAAUCCAAGAAUGACAGCACUGCCUAUGUGAUAUACAAUGAUGAUGUUCCUCACUCAAAGCAUUACAGCUGGAAACAAGGACACACUAAAGGAUUUCUGCUCUUGGACAAAUCACAAGGUCUCUGGGGGAUUCACAGCAUCCCUCUGUUCCCUCCAUUUCCUGAGGAGGGUUAUGGAUAUCCACCAACCGGAAAGCAAAAUGCACAGAUGGCCAUCUGUAUAACAUUCAGAUAUAACCAGUUUGCAGAAAUAGACAAACAGUUGUUAUGCUACAAUCCAAACAUCUACAGCUGUUCCAUCCCUGACAUCUUUCACCCUGACCUCCCAAAUCUGCAAAAGCUUUGUGUAGGUUCUGCACUGCCUCUAAUCCCUUGGCGCCACCUCUCCAAACUCCAGUCAGCCCAGGGAGAAAACUUCCUCCACUUUGCUAAAUCACGCUUUUUUGUUGAUGAUAUCUACGUAGCCUGGAUGGCUCAACAGUUGCAGACAGAUUUGUUAGCAGAAUCCUGGCAGCAUGAUGGACAGGAGCUUCCGUCAAACUGCUCUCUCCAACACCAUGUCUACAACAUAAACCUCAUUAAGACACCAUGGAAUUCCACUUUCAGUUCCUAUUAUGAUCACUCUAAAUGGUGUGUUUCCUGGAGAUAUGAAGAUCAGUGGACAUGCAUUGGAGACUUAAACCGUGCUCCUCAACAGGCUUGGAGAAGCGGUGGGUUCAUUUGUACCCAGAAUCCGUACAUUUACAAAGCUUUCAGACACACGAUCUUCCAUUACCAUAGCUGUAAUAACUCCCGAAGAUGGAUAUGAAUGAACCACAGUUCUCAAACACUGUAUGCACUUAUUACAUAGAGUAUGAAGAUUCCCCUCCAAUUCUGCUCUGAAAAAUGGCAUUGUAAAGUUCUGUGUUUUUUGCCUCUUGAAUCAUUUCUACAAUAAAAGUGCUCAGCUUU